Mastomys coucha (southern multimammate mouse) is the source of this 606-nucleotide messenger RNA. RefSeq names its product uroplakin 3B (gene Upk3b). NCBI's taxonomy places the organism in Eukaryota, Metazoa, Chordata, Mammalia, Rodentia, Muridae. Bases 46 to 606 code for a protein of 186 amino acids. The record is from RefSeq and is a predicted model, not a curated record. The transcript has 5 exons.
GCCCCUAAGCUUGGUCAGGCCUGAUCAAGUGCUGUGGCUGCAGUCAUGGUGUGCACGCGGAGGCAGCCUCACCCUCUGCCACUGCUUCUCCUGGUGCUUGUGUGGCUCCCCCAAAUCUUGAGUCUAGACCUGAUUCCCUACAUGCCACAGAUAACAGCCUGGGACCUGGGAGGGAAGGUCACGGCCACCACGUUCUCACUGGAGCAGCCUCGGUGUGUCUUUGAAGAGCACAUCUCAGCUAAUGACACUAUCUGGCUAGUGGUGGCUUUCAGCAAUGCCUCCAGGGACUUUCAGAACCCACAGACCGCAGCUAAGAUCCCGACCUUCCCACAGCUUCUGACUGGCGGCCACUAUAUGACAUUCUUGACCCCAUUGCUUUCCUGUCUCUUCAGUGUGAAGUUCCUUGUGAUGGAUGCCCGUGGCUCACCCAAGGCCGAGACGAAGUGGUCCAAUCCCAUUUAUCUCCACCAAGGAGAGAACCCCAACUCCAUUGACACGUGGCCAGGUCGGCGGAGCGGCUGUAUGAUCGUCAUAAGUUCCAUCCUGCCUGCCCUGGCUGGCCUCUUGCUCCUGGCUUUCCUGGCAGCCUCUAUGACACGUUUGUAA